AAAAGAACAAAUGCCCUAUUCCUGAUUAUGACGAAAUUGUUAAUCUAGUAAUAUCUGAACGAAGGUUUUCUGAAUCAUCUCAGUCUAGUGGAACUUCGACUAUUAUGGAUAUGUUAGGCAAUAAUCUUGGGUUAAAUUCACCAAUGAAUGUAUCACUAUUAUUAGGAAAUAAAAUACAAAAAAAGCAUGUUGAUGAAUCUACUGACAAAUUAUCCAGUAAGAAAGCAAAGAAGCAAGUUUCAAAGGAAGAUUCUUCUAUAUUUAAAAAACUUAUUGAGGAAUUGACAUCAACGGUACCUGAAAAUUCUGAAAAAGUAAUAGAACUCAACGAAAAUACAAAUAAUUUUUUAUACCAUUAUAACAAAAUUUCGCAGACUGAAUCUAAAAAUGAAAUAGCAAAUAAAGAUAGAAUGUGCAUGUUUAACCUUGAUGAAAUCCGAAAACAACUUCCCGAUAAUAUCACCAAUGACGCAUUAAAAAAAAGAAAGGAAAGAUCGGGAAAAAUAUAUGAUUUAUUUGUUAGUAUUG
Molecule: messenger RNA, 528 nt
Organism: Cetraspora pellucida
Lineage: Eukaryota; Fungi; Glomeromycota; Glomeromycetes; Diversisporales; Gigasporaceae
Source: the annotation of a GenBank genome assembly